AUCUCAGGGCAAGAAAAUUGUAUCUGAGGGGAGAAAAAAAGCCCCUUCCUUAGGCUGGAGCUGAGCUAAAGAGAAGAUGGGUCUUUUCUUUGGUUUAGGAGGAAAAUUUUAUAACUUUUCUGAGAGUUCAAAUAAGUUGAGCUUCAAAAAUUCCAGAUCCUGCACCUUGCCUAGCCCCUCCCCCCAACACACAUACCAUGCAGAGAGCCUGGAGCUUGCCUCUUGUCUUUCUAUAUUGACUGGUCUUGCGAAUGACCACUUUUCUUCUUGGCAGGUCACCUGGGACCUGGGGCUGACCCAGCUUCUCUCUCAAGAUUUGGUAGACAUUGGAGGUGGUGGUGAAGGAGACAGUGGCAGUCAAUGUUAUUUGAACUGGGUCAGCAGGCCCUGGAGCUUCCUGAGUGCACGAUGCAGAAGGCUGCUUACUAUGAAAACCCAGGACUCUUUGGAGGCUAUGGCUACAGCAAAGCCACUGACACUUAUAGCUACAGUGCCCCUCAUCAGCCCUACCCACCUCCUGCCAACUCCCUGGACACUGAUUACCCAGGUUCGGCCUGCUCUAUCCAGAACUCUGCACCUCUUCGAGCCCCAGCCCACAAGGGGGCUGAACUCAAUGGCAGCUGCAUGCGAACAGGAACAGGGAACAGCCAGGCUGGGGGUGGUGGCAGCCAGCCUCCUGGUCUGAACUCAGAGCAGCAGCCACCACAGCCUCCUCCUCCACCACCGACCCUGCCCCCAUCCUCGCCCUCCAAUCCUGGAGGUGGGGUGCCUACCAAGAAGGCCAAGGGUGGGCCCAAUGCUUCCAGCUCCUCAGCUACCAUCAGCAAGCAGAUCUUCCCGUGGAUGAAAGAGUCCCGACAAAACUCCAAACAGAAGAACAGCUGUACCACUGCAGGAGACAGCUGCGAGGACAAGAGUCCGCCGGGCCCGGCAUCCAAGCGGGUGCGUACGGCGUAUACCAGCGCGCAGCUGGUGGAGUUGGAGAAGGAAUUCCACUUCAACCGCUACUUGUGCCGGCCCCGCCGCGUGGAGAUGGCCAACCUGCUGAACCUCACCGAGCGCCAGAUCAAGAUCUGGUUCCAGAACAGGCGCAUGAAGUACAAGAAGGACCAGAAGGCCAAGGGCAUCCUGCACUCGCCCGCUGGCCAGUCCCCGGAGCGCAGCCCGCCGCUCGGCGGCGCCGCGGGCCACGUGGCCUACUCGGGCCAGCUGCCGCCGGUGCCGGGCUUGGCCUACGACGCGCCCUCGCCGCCCGCCUUCGCCAAGUCGCAGCCCAGCAUGUAUGGCCUGGCCGCCUACACGGCGCCUCUCAGCAGCUGCCUGCCGCAGCAGAAGCGGUACGCGGCGUCCGAAUUUGAGCCCCACCCCAUGGCGAGCAACGGCGGCGGCUUUGGCAGCGCCAACCUGCAGGGCAGCCCGGUAUACGUGGGCGGCAACUUCGUCGACUCCAUGGCGCCGGCGUCCGGGCCUGUCUUCAACCUGGGCCACCUCUCGCACCCGUCCUCAGCCAGCGUGGACUAUAGUUGCGCCGCGCAGAUUCCCGGCAACCACCACCACGGACCGUGCGACCCUCAUCCCACCUAUACAGAUCUCUCGGCCCACCACUCGUCUCAGGGACGCCUGCCCGAGGCCCCCAAACUGACGCAUCUGUAG
Molecule: messenger RNA, 1653 nt
Organism: Loxodonta africana (African savanna elephant)
Lineage: Eukaryota; Metazoa; Chordata; Mammalia; Proboscidea; Elephantidae
Gene: HOXD3
Product: homeobox D3
Exons: 2
Coding region: 361-1653 (430 amino acids)
Biological process (GO): anterior/posterior pattern specification; regulation of transcription by RNA polymerase II; embryonic skeletal system morphogenesis
Cellular component (GO): nucleus
Molecular function (GO): RNA polymerase II cis-regulatory region sequence-specific DNA binding; DNA-binding transcription factor activity, RNA polymerase II-specific
Source: RefSeq, a predicted model, not a curated record